Messenger RNA from Penicillium brevicompactum, 1206 nucleotides. RefSeq names its product arrestin C-terminal domain-containing protein. Bases 1 to 1206 code for a protein of 401 amino acids. Gene Ontology annotation, cellular component: division septum. Lineage: Eukaryota; Fungi; Ascomycota; Eurotiomycetes; Eurotiales; Aspergillaceae. The transcript is spliced from 3 exons. Gene Ontology annotation, biological process: division septum assembly. The record is from RefSeq and is a predicted model, not a curated record.
AUGGCCGCCUUCGUGCGCAUUUCAGGCCCGGCAAAUGGCAAUUUCCUGCUCGGAUACCCAGGAAUCUCCGCGACUAUGCCACGCAUCGAGGGUAAAGUCGAAAUCCGCCCCUGCGCUGGUAUUACAGCCCCCGUCAACGUUUCGCUCGUCACCAUCUCCCUCCUCCGUCGCGAAACCAUCCACCCCUCGGCCGACUCCGUUGCAAAGAAACGCUUGGCACCACCACGCAAAGAGAUUACAGAUAUCGUGGGCAAAGAGAUGCUCCUGUUCCGAUGCCCCGCCGGAAGAGAAUACGAAGAGGUAAUAUCCAUGGAUCUGCCUUUUGUGCUAUUUAUUCCAUUUGGUCGUGGGGGUCGUGAUGCCUCCCGCCGUGUGCCCCCAGCUAGUGUACAGCUCCAGAGUCGUACCGCCGAAACCUACUACGAGAUGGUGGUGAUGGUCCAGCAAGGGCAACAAGAACAGCGCAAAUAUACCUUCCCGGUGCCCAUUGCGCGCUAUGACACACUUUCCACUUUCGGCAUGUAUAAUCGUCCCGAGUCCGCGGAACGGGUAUCGGAUCAUUUGGUCACACUGGCCAUCUCCGUACCGAGGUGGUCAUACGGUCCCCUGGAUCCCGUGAGCGUCUACGUUAAGUUAUCACCGAACGAAAGCUGGAUGGGCAAGGCACGCAAAGUGACCAUCAGUAAGAUCACCAUCGGCAUCGACGAGGAGAUCAUCUUCAACCACGAGGGAGACGAGCCUCAACGCAAAGUGAAGGUUCUAGCAAAAAAGACGGAGAUUAUCGGUGUCAAACUGCCCCAGUCCGGCUACUUGACAAAUUUGGGAUUGGUAUUUCCUGCCAAGGACUUGCGCGACGCCGAAGGAAUCUUGCCUAGGAAUCGAGCCGCAUUUCCGACAUACGGCGUGAGCGGUUUCACCACCACAGCCAGUUUAUAUAAGAUUGAGUACUACCUCACCGUGCGAGCCCACUUAACCUCUGCCAGAGAUAUCACCAUACGACAGCCGAUCGUGGUCUGUCCACUCGACCAUGCCGGCUGCAAGGAGGAAAUGGAAGCUAUCGAGCAAGCCGCUCGCGACGCCGCGCAUAUCAAUCCAGACAACCCAAUGCUGCCCCUCCCGGCAAUAGUACGACCCAACGACCACAACGCCCUCAGCCACCUGGGCUGUGCCAUUGUGGGCAACCAGAAGAAACCGCUGAUCGACUGA